This is a messenger RNA of Penicillium manginii, 1503 nucleotides long. RefSeq names its product DnaJ family domain-containing protein. The transcript is spliced from 4 exons. Bases 1 to 1503 code for a protein of 500 amino acids. Lineage: Eukaryota; Fungi; Ascomycota; Eurotiomycetes; Eurotiales; Aspergillaceae. The record is from RefSeq and is a predicted model, not a curated record.
AUGAAUGGAACGCAACUCUGGAGCUCGCCGUUACGUUGGGCGCCCGUUUGCGCCUGGAGGAGUACAACUCCCGCUGUAAGGCGUUUCACCGCGGGGUGUCAAUUGAGGCAGAGUGCAGACACCUCUUCGGCGAAUUCGAAAAAUGAGACAAAAUCGAGCGAGGCUACUCAAGAGGAGGAGAAAGAAGAAAGUGCUAUGUCUCGCCGGCUGUCCCAGAUGACCGAAGACGCAAUGCUAGAGGGCGGCCGGUCCGCGCGACGUAACAUAGAGAACGCGGGAUUCUCAGAAGAUCUGAAGAGACAGUUGGAGGAAAGAGUGCUUGCUUCGUCUUUCAAGAGCGAACAUGCUGCUGCUCACUCUAUUCUGGACAUGCCGGCGAGUGCAGGCCAAGGAACUCGAGAGACAGCAGCAGCUCAAGCAUGGACAGGAACCGAAACCCUUCAUGACUCCGCCCUACGCAUGCUGGACGAUGCUAGCAAACCGAUUCGCACCCCAUACAAGAUCCCCCAACCCGUCGAUCUCAAACCGGCUCCCAAACCGAAGCAUACCCCCGCGAACGGCUUGCCCACGCGAAAGACCGCGCCUGGAUUUUCAGAUGAACAGCGCGAGGAAAUGCGCCGGGAAAUGAGGGAGAAGCUGACGCCCGGCGCGCACUCCAUGCCCAUCUCUAUCCAGGGCCUGGCCUCGCUUGCGAAUGAACGAAUCGAAGAUGCAAUUGCACGCGGCCAAUUCCAGAAAAUUAAGCGCGGGAAAGGAGUGAAUACAGAGACGGAUCAUAAUGCGAACUCGGCCUUCAUCGAUACGACAGAGUAUUUCAUGAACAAGAUUAUCCAGAAGCAAGAAAUCGUUCCGCCCUGGAUUGAGAAACAGCAAGAACUUUCGAUGGAGAUCAAUCGAUUUCGACAACGUCUUCGUGCUGAUUGGAGGCGGCAUGCUGCAAGGUUGAUUGCAAGCCAGGGCGGGUCCCUAGAGGCGCAGAUGAACCGUGCGAGAGGACAUGCAGCAGCAGAAGUCCGUUUAAAGGAGCAAGCGAGGCUGGAGGCAUCGCUGAGGAAUACCAGUGAAGAGGCUAUCAUCUCAGAGAUUGCUCCCGAUGGUCGUAUUGUGUCGAAAACCGAAGCGCCCGAAGUCGCUCUCGAAUCUGGCAUUGACCAGACAUACUUUAAUAACGAACGCUCUUAUCACGAAGUUGCCGUGAAGCAUAUAAACGCCAUCGCCCGCUCCUAUAACCUCCAAGCGCCACGCUCGGCUCAGAAACCAUACAUCAACUUGGACCGCGAGCUGAAUGCAUGCUUCAAUGAAGUUGCACCGCAACUAGCCGAAGAGAUCCGUCGCCGGGCUACAGAAAGGGCACACAGUCCAAUAAGUAUGGGUGGAUCCUCAUCAAGUAUGUUUGGCUCCCUUGGAACUGGACAAACGGCUCAGAUCUAUGAGGAAGAUGGAGGGAAGGCAUAUGGAAUGAAGGAAAUGUGGAGGGAUCUAUUCUCGAAAGAGAAAAAAUAG